AUGACCCACCCAAUCCUACUAGGGUCCUACCCUAACGAAAGCUACGAGCACCCUCCACCCUCCUCACACUCAGACACCCCUAUCCUCGAAGAAGAAAAGGGCCAAAAGCAAGGCCCCAUCGACUUCCGCCAGCGUCUCCGUCACUUCACCUGGGCAUGGUACACCCUGACAAUGAGCACAGGAGGCCUAGCCCUCCUGAUAGUCAGUCAGCCAAACACCUUCAAAGGCCUCAAAGAAAUCGGCCUAGCAGUCUACCUAUUCAACAUCAUCCUUAUGGCCCUAGUCUGUUCCCUAAUGGCAGCCCGAUUCAUUUUCCACGGCGGCCUCCUAGCCUCCCUAACCCACGACCGCGAAGGCCUCUUCUUCCCAACCUUCUGGCUCUCAAUCGCAACAAUCAUCACCGGUCUGGAACGCUACUUCGGCGAUAACCCAGAACCAUCCUUCUCAAAGGCCCUCCAAGUCCUCUUCUGGCUCUACUGCGCCUGCACCUUCGCCGUCGCAACCCUUCAAUACUCCUACCUCUUCACCUCAGUCACAUACCGCCUCCAAACAAUGAUGCCCUCAUGGAUCCUCCCAGCAUUCCCAGUCAUGCUCAGCGGCACCAUCGCAUCCGUGAUCGCCGAACGCCAACCAGACCACUCCUCCAUCCCAAUCGUCACAGCAGGAGUAACCUUCCAAGGCCUGGGCUUCUGCAUCUCCUUCAUGAUGUACUCUCACUACAUCGGCCGGCUCAUGGAAUCCGGCCUGCCAUGCCGCGAACACAGACCAGGAAUGUUCAUCUGCGUCGGCCCACCCGCUUUCACAGCCCUAGCCCUCGUUGGCAUGGCACAGGGUCUACCAGACACAUUCAGUGUGAUGGGCAGCAUCGACAACGCGGCUGAUGGGCGUAUGCUUGAGAUUUUCGCUUUGGCUGCUGGUGCGUUCCUGUGGGCGUUGAGUCUGUGGUUCUUCUGUGUGGCGCUUAUUGCUGUUGUGCGCUCGCCGCCCACGGCUUUCCACCUUAGUUGGUGGGCUAUGGUCUUCCCCAACACUGGCUUUACUCUUGCUACUAUUACGCUUGGUAAAGCGUUUGGAAGUAAGGCAAUUGGUGGGGUUGGCUCUGCUAUGUCGAUUUGUGUGAUCUGUAUGUGGAUCUUUGUUUUUGUUAACCACAUUCGGGCUGUUUAUCGUCAGGAUAUUAUGUAUCCUGGCAAGGAUGAGGAUGUUUCUGACUAG
This is a messenger RNA of Penicillium canescens, 1215 nucleotides long. Its product is annotated as tellurite-resistance/dicarboxylate transporter family protein. NCBI's taxonomy places the organism in Eukaryota, Fungi, Ascomycota, Eurotiomycetes, Eurotiales, Aspergillaceae. Gene Ontology annotation, cellular component: membrane. Gene Ontology annotation, molecular function: malate transmembrane transporter activity. Gene Ontology annotation, biological process: malate transmembrane transport. The transcript has a single exon. The coding region runs from base 1 to 1215 and encodes 404 amino acids. The record is from RefSeq and is a predicted model, not a curated record.